AUGGGCAACGUGUCCUCAAUACUCAGUGAAGUUUCUACCCGGUCAAGAUCUAAAUUGCCAUCAGGCAAGAAUAUUCUUGUUUUUGGUGAUGAUGGUUCAGGUAAAACCACACUUAUGGCUAAAAUACAGGGAGCAGAGCAUGGCAAGAAAGGAAGAGGGCUGGAAUACUUGUAUCUAAAUAUUCACGAUGAAGACAGGGAUGAUCACACUCGCUGUAAUGUUUGGAUUCUGGAUGGAGACUUAUACCAUAAAGGGCUGUUGAAGUUUGCAGUUUCUGCAGAAUCCCUGCAAGACACCAUUGUAGUCUUUGUUGCAGAUAUGUCUAGACCUUGGACUGUUAUGGAGUCUUUACAGAAAUGGGCCAGUGUCUUGCAAGAACAUAUUGAUAAGAUGAAAAUUCCUCCAGAAGAGAUGAGAGACAUGGAACAGAAGUUUAUAAAGGAGUUUCAAGAGUAUGUAGAACCUGAAGAAGGCUACCAAGGAUCACCGCAGAGAAGAGGCCCUUCUUCUGGCCAAGAGGAUGAACAUGUUUCUUUGCCACUUGGAGAAAAUGUGCUGACUCACAACCUUGGUAUUCCUGUGCUGGUAGUUUGUACAAAAUGCGAUGCCGUGAGUGUACUAGAGAAGGAGCAUGAUUACAGAGAAGAACACUUCGACUUCAUUCAGUCACACAUUCGUAGAUUCUGCUUACAGUAUGGGGCUGCCUUGAUUUAUACAUCAGUUAAGGAGGAAAAGAACCUUGAUCUGUUGUAUAAGUACAUUGUACAUAAAACAUAUGGUUUUCAGUUUACCACACCUGCCUUAGUGGUAGAAAAGGAUGCAGUUUUUAUACCUGCCGGUUGGGACAAUGAAAAGAAAAUUGCCAUUUUACAUGAAAACUUCACAACAGUGAAACCAGAAGAUGCAUAUGAGGACUUCAUUGUAAAACCUCCUGUAAGAAAGUUAGUGCAUGAUAAAGAGCUGGCAGCAGAAGAUGAACAAGUAUUUCUGAUGAAGCAGCAGUCAUUCCUUGCCAAACAGCCAGCAACGCCUACAAGAGCAUCAGAAUCUCCUGCAAGAGGCCCUGCAGGUUCCCCAAGAACUCAAGGCAGAGCUGGUCCCGCCAAUGUACCCAGUGCCUCACCAAUCACAUCAGUUAAGAAACCAGAUCCAAAUAUUAAAAAUAAUGCUGCAAGUGAAGGUGUCUUGGCUAGUUUUUUUAACAGUCUCUUGAGCAAAAAGACUGGCUCUCCUGGGAGUCCUGGUGCUGGAGGAGUGCAAAGUACAGCCAAGAAAUCAGGACAAAAAACAGUUUUGACAAACGUUCAAGAGGAAUUGGAUAGGAUGACUCGCAAGCCAGACUCUAUGGUAACAACAAACUCUCCUCCAACAGAGAACGAAGCUUGAUAGCGUAUAAAAAAUUGCAUAUGUAAAUGACCAAAUAACUAUGUAUAUUGAUCUGAUAAGACCAGGAAUUUUCUGCUAUGGCAGAUGCUAUCAGUUUUCUUGGGGCAGGGGAAAUGAGCUUACUACAUCAUUGCCUUGUCCCAGUAAAAAGUGCACAUUCAGGAAGUUUGCAUAUAAAAUCCCUCUGUAUAAGAUAACCAUUUAGAGUUUAUAUAGGGCAAUUCUUUUGGUUUUGGAGGUAAGCAGGUGCAGCUGCAUUUCCUGUUGUGAAGAACAUAGAGAAGCAAAAUGGAGAAUUCUUACUAAAAUACUACUACUGACUGCACACAAGGCAAGAAAGAGAAACGAACUCCUAUUUCAGAGUUACUGGAAUUGGCUACUUGUAUGUUUGCAAAUGCGUUAUAUUCUUGGAAAGGUGGUGGUGAUGGUGGUGGUGUAACAGAGCAUUAAUGAGGUGAAAGAAGCCUAGGUAGGGAGUGGAGCCCUAAAUGGGGAAGCAGAUUUGGGACAGUGAGAAACUAGAAUGUUGGAUUGACUGGAGAGGAGCAAUGUUGUUAAAUCCUGUGUUUCACAUAGGGUAAAUAAUCACUGUUUUAAAAAGACUACUUUACAUUGGAGAAUUCCAGGCCAAACACUAAGCAUCAUGGGAAUUUAUUCUUGUUAUAAAUCUUGUUUUAGUUU
Leptosomus discolor (cuckoo roller) is the source of this 2067-nucleotide messenger RNA. Lineage: Eukaryota; Metazoa; Chordata; Aves; Leptosomiformes; Leptosomidae. The record is from RefSeq and is a predicted model, not a curated record.